Bacidia gigantensis is the source of this 1299-nucleotide messenger RNA. RefSeq lists its product as uncharacterized. The record is from RefSeq and is a predicted model, not a curated record. Lineage: Eukaryota; Fungi; Ascomycota; Lecanoromycetes; Lecanorales; Ramalinaceae. Gene Ontology annotation, cellular component: nucleus. The coding region runs from base 1 to 1299 and encodes 432 amino acids. The transcript is spliced from 2 exons. Gene Ontology annotation, molecular function: cis-regulatory region sequence-specific DNA binding; protein binding.
AUGACUCGAAUUCUCAAUGCGGAUGGAGUCACCAUCGCAGAUGAGCUCGAGGAUACUACCAUAGCUACACAUCCGCUUGGAGUGAAGCCUUUGGGUAACUUGUAUAUAGCGGAGAAGAACCUCAAAGCUGCGGCAGGCCAUUUUGCCGUCAUUUCCGAUGACUUACUCUUGAAAAUCCUCGAGUGGCUAGAUGUUUCGUCGCUCACAUGUGUGUCCGCCACAUGCAAAGCUUUGUAUGGGUUCGUCGAUUGCUCAGGCCUUUUUUCAGACACACUUCACCGACCAUUUCGUUGUUCACAUAUCCUGCUGUCUCAGUAUACCAAUAUCCCGGCAAAAAACGUCAUUUCACGUUUUCCCAACCUCAAUCACUCCGAAUUCGAAGAAAGCUGGACUUGUGAGCCUUUUGUUCUUACAGACCCUGUUAAGAGCUGGCCUAUUUUUGCAGAUUGGUCUAUCGAGAAGCUUGGUAACCAGUAUAAUGAGGUAAAAUUUCGGGCAGAAGCAGUAGAUUGGCCACUCGGAACAUACAUUCAAUAUAUGCGAAACAACACGGACGAGUCGCCGCUAUACCUAUUUGAUCGCUCAUUUGCGGACAAGAUGGCCCUGACGACCGGUUCCUACACGCCACCAUCUUGUUUUGGUGCUGACCUGUUCCAUAUCCUAGGAGAACAGAGACCAGAUCACAAAUGGCUCAUCAUUGGUCCGGAGCGUAGUGGCAGCACGUUCCAUAAAGAUCCAAAUGCGACGUCUGCCUGGAAUUCCGUGAUUCGUGGUUCCAAAUUUUGGAUCCUCUUUCCACCUACAACACUACCGCCAGGUGUCUUUGUGUCCGAAGAUCAGAGCGAAGUAACUAGUCCUCUGAGCAUAGCAGAAUGGUUCCUUGAAUUUCAUGCCCAAGCGCGGGAUAUACCAGGAUGCAAAGAAGGGAUCUGCAGCGCAGGCGAAGUACUACAUGUCCCAAGCGGGUGGUGGCACCUUGUGGUGAACUUAGAGGAGAGCAUAGCUGUGACUCAGAAUUUCGUGCCCGAAAGCCAUUUGAGUAAUGUGCUUGACUUCAUGAAGAAUAAAUCUGACCAAGUGUCCGGGUUCAUUGAAGCCAUACAGAGCCCUUAUAACCUAUUUGUUGAGAGAAUGAGGCAGACAUAUCCAAAGCUGCUCGUGAAGGGGCUCGAGCAAGCGCGAGGCAAUCAUGUCCCGGCAAAAAGAAUGUGGCAAGAACUUGGAGACGGUCAUGAUUUAGAGAACAAAAGACAGGACAACUUUAAUUUUGGCUUCGACGACGACGUAGACAUCACCUAA